Messenger RNA from Closterium sp. Yama58-4, 1164 nucleotides. The record is from the annotation of a GenBank genome assembly. Lineage: Eukaryota; Viridiplantae; Streptophyta; Zygnematophyceae; Desmidiales; Closteriaceae.
AUGGAGAGCCCUUCAUUUUCAUCGCUGAACGAUCCUUCCAUUGACUUCCACGUCCCACAGCCCGUACACGAGCUAGCUACGUCUGCCGUGGCUUCCGGCCUUCUUUCUCUCCAGCCGCCCUCGCCCCUCGAUUUUGACGACACCAUCGGCGACACCGACUCCACGUCAGCCACAAUCGACGUCUUUGGUAGCACCAAUGCCACGUCUGAGCCUUGGGAGGAGGCUCUGCGCGCUCAGCUCGCCACUUGGUUCGAAGACCCGGACUUUGUCGACGAGGUUCCGUCGAUGGACGUCGUCCCUGGCGACAAAGGCGUCGGUCUUAAUCUUGACGGAGAAGCGAUCGUCGCGCUUCCUCCCGACGCCGUCUUUUCUAUGCUGUGCAACGCGCACAACCGCCGAGUUUAUAAGAAUGUCAAGGCGGCGAAGAACGAGCGCAUCGUGAGUGACUGUAAUGGGGUGAAGGUUUGCGAAAUGGACUUCACGCUCACCUUCAGACUGCCCCCCUUUACAGGAACGUUCGACUCGCACCUGCUCUUUGUCUAUGAUCGCCCGAAGCGCAGGGUGACGUUCACACAAACGCGCCCCGGCUUCAUGCGCAGGUUCGAAGGCUACUGGCAGGUCGAGUCGCUCCUCGUCCCAGCUUCCGCUGCCUCCUCUUCCUCCCCCUCUUCCUCGCCCUCUUCCCCCUCCCGCCCUUCUUCCCCCACUUCCUCCGCCCCCUCCCCCCCCGUCGGCACCUUCGGCUCGUCCCCGCAAUCACCGCUCUCCGAAGUUUGCGGCGGCCAGGGUGAUCGCGAUUGGUCUGAGGAUCUUGCUGGAGCUUUUGCCGCAAGCAGCGGCAAUGGUUACCGCACGGCGUCGCGGCUGGUGUUGCAUCAGUUCGUGCUGCCGCCGAUCGCGCCGCCGAGCAUUUUCAAGCGCUGUCUGCGCGCCCUGCUCCGCGAGUCGACGCGCGAUCUGCUUGUAGUUUUCCAGGAGGAGGCCGCGCGGAUCCGCCGCAACAAGGGGAAGGAGAAAGCGGAGGAGAAAGGGAAGGCCGGGAAGAGCUCGAAGCUGGGUGCGCUGUUUUUGCACAAGGAGGCGCUUGGGGGGAAGAAAAGUGGGUUUAGCGCGGGGAAGGGGAUUUUCGGGUUGAAAAAAUCGGCGCAACGGAAGGGGGCGUGA